CAUAAAUGGUACCCGUCCCAUCGUCUUUCCUCGCUCGCACUUUCUCGAGAAACGGCAAGAAAAUGUUGCAGUUAAAAAUCCUUUUAAUUAUUUUUCUUUGCCAAUCAAGUUAAAAUUCAUCCAGUAAGUCAUUUUUGUAUCCCGCGCAAUCUCUCUCUCUCUCUCUCUCACAAAACCAAUUCCCAUCCCUUCAGUUCCCUUCGGUCUUUCUAGGGCUCAGCACGUUGCCCCUAUAUCCUGUCCCAUCCCAAUUUUCGAAAUUCCGAUCCAGACGCCGUAGAAUUCUGGGCCCGCCGCCAUUUGUUUUGUCUUUAUGGACGAAGAGAAGGCUGUUGGUGUUGGUGGUGGGGAAUCGUCGAGGGCUUCGUCGUCCUUCGUCAAAGCGGGCGAUCGGCAGGUGUUCACGGUGGAGCUCCGACCCGGAGAGACCACCAUAGUCUCGUGGAAGAAGCUCCUGAAAGACGCUAACAAGGUCAAUGGAUCCACCGCCUCUUCUGUCCCGGAACCGCCCGCCAACGCCCACCCCUCCCUCGAGUCUCGAAUCGAUCCGGGACAACCAACUGAAAAUGAAGAUAAAGAUGGCCCCAAUCGAUUCAGUGCUGUCAUCGAGAAGAUCGAACGCCUCUACAUGGGUAAGGAUAGCAGCGAUGAUGAAGAUUUACGCGAGCUUCCUGAUGAUGAUCAGUAUGAUACGGAAGACUCUUUCAUAGAUGAUGCUGAGCUGGAUGAAUAUUUUGAAGUUGAUAAGUCAGCCAUAAAACAUGAUGGAUUUUUUGUUAAUAGGGGCAAGCUGGAGCGCAUAAAUGAACCUAAUGCCUUACCCAACCAGCAACCAAAGAAGAGGCGCAGAAAAGAUUUGGAAAAGGGUCAUGGUGGUAAUGAUGAAUUUCAUGCACCAUCAAAACAUGUAAAGAAGGAUAGGAUGGCUGCCUCAAAGAUAGCAACAAUGCUUAUGAAGAAGGACUCUUCUAGUCCCUCACAAAAUUUGGCUGUAACAAGUGAAAAUCUUCAAGAUGUUAAAAUCCAGAAUUCAUUGGUUGCUCCUGGAAUUUCUUCCAAAAAGAAACCUGCUGAUACUAAAAUGAUAUUCGAUCCUGCUGCAUCUCUAAAAGUUUCUAAUGGUGAUGCUUCUGUAUCUUUAGCAGAAGUAAGGGACACCGAUAAGCAGAAGACUGGAGUCGUUCAGUCUAAGAGCCUCAGUGACAAAUUGAAAGAUGCAAGUGGAUUCUUUGAUGCAUUACAGCAGAAAAACCCGGACAAAAGUGCCCAUGUGCAAUCUAAAUCUCUAUCUGGAAGACCUCUGAACAAUGUUGAUCCGUUGGAAUUGUCAAUUAGGCCAAAAGAAAAGAAUGGCAUCACUGAGCUGUCUGACAGGAAUUCUUCCAUGGACAAGUAUGCAAUGCAAACAACAAAAGCUACACAGAUCAGAAGGGAUGGUUCUAGUGUUAGGCCAAAAAGCUCCCUUGAAAAGGCUAUUAGGGAGUUAGAGAAGAUGGUUGCUGAAUCGAGGCCACCUGCGGUUGAGAAUCAAGAGGCAGAUACUUCAUCCCAGGCAGUUAAAAGGAGAUUACCCAGAGAAAUAAAGCUGAAGCUUGCAAAAGUUGCAAGACUAGCGCAGGCAAGCCAGGGGAGAAUAUCAAAGGAGUUACUUAACCGCCUUAUGAGUAUUCUUGGACAUCUAAUCCAGCUCAGAACAUUGAAGAGAAACUUGAAGGUCAUGAUUAGUAUGGGUCUGUCAGCGAAACAGGAGAAAGAUGAUAGGUUUCAACAGAUAAAAAAGGAUGUAGUUGAUAUGAUUAAAAUGCGGGAGCCCUCUUCGGAGUCCAAGGCCUUUGGGCAGCAAGCUGGAGCGUCAGAUGAUUUUCAAGAAUUUUGUCCUGAAGAAAAAGGAGUUAAAAAGAAAUUUAGUAUGGAUGAUGCAUUAGAGGACAGAAUUUGUGAUCUCUAUGACCUUUUUGUUGAUGGGCUGGAUGAAGAUGCGGGUCCACAAAUUAGAAAGUUAUAUGGAGAGUAUUUUCCAAGCUUUUCUGAGGUAAGAAUCCCAUCUUUGAUUCAGCUUGCAGAAUUGUGGCCAGUUGGUUUCAUGGACAAUCAUGGGAUCAAAAGAGCGAUUUGUAGGGCUAAAGAUAGGCGGAGGGCACUGUACGGUAGACAUAAGGAUCAGGAGAAAAUCAAAAGGAAGAAAAUGUUGGCACGUAGAAUGGACGAGACUGUUCGAGUCGAAGGUAAUUCAAUUGCUCAGCCACAGUCUAUGCGUGAGCGCACAUCUACUGAAACUGGUAGUCAUGGUUUAACUUCAGCAACCAGGCCGGUUACUAGUUCGCCGGCAGCAGUCAGGAUGCACAGUCCCUCAUCCAAUGGUCCGAUUAUGUUGGACAGAAUGAAACAAGAGAAACAAAAGGGAACCUCAAGCAAUCCGGUGGAUGAUACAAGGGUAUUAUCAGAUGGAGGAAUGGUGAAGAAGAAGGUAAAGCGGAAGCCAGAACUGGACUUAAACGAAAGCCUUUUGCGUCCAGAGAAAUUACCUUCUCAACAGGGAGAGGAGAGACACAAGUCCCUCAAGCAGGCUGCUGCUACAGCAGGUCUUCCCCAAAAAUCAAAUCUUCAGUCAUCUUCUGCGCCUCCAAACGUUGAACAGUCAAGCUGACAUGAUAUCUUAAUUAGCUCAAUUUAGGAAGUUUACACCCUAAAAAUCGUUUUUUGCACACGAGUUUUUUUUUUUUUUUCUUUUAAUGAUGGGCGUCAUUCAUUCUGGCCAACUGAUUUUUACGAUUUUUGUAAUUAUAUAUGUUCUUUAAUGGCGCCUUGUGGAUUAAAGAUUUAUCUUCAAUAGAGAUAGCAGCGAGCUAUGAUUUUCUUGUGCUCGUUGUUGUUGUUGUAACUAUAUUAUGAGAUG
Juglans regia (Persian walnut) is the source of this 2896-nucleotide messenger RNA. RefSeq names its product ubinuclein-1-like. Gene Ontology annotation, cellular component: nucleus. The record is from RefSeq and is a predicted model, not a curated record. The coding region runs from base 314 to 2647 and encodes 777 amino acids. Lineage: Eukaryota; Viridiplantae; Streptophyta; Magnoliopsida; Fagales; Juglandaceae. The transcript is spliced from 13 exons.